Molecule: messenger RNA, 375 nt
Organism: Naegleria gruberi
Lineage: Eukaryota; Heterolobosea; Eutetramitea; Acrasida; Naegleriidae
Product: ras family small GTPase
Exons: 1
Biological process (GO): small GTPase-mediated signal transduction
Molecular function (GO): GTPase activity; GTP binding
Source: RefSeq, a predicted model, not a curated record
UAUGAUAGAUUAAGACCAUUAAGUUAUCCAGAUAGUAAAUUAAUAUUAUUAUGUUUUUCACUUGUAGAUAGAAUAUCAUUUAAUAAUUUAUUCUAUAAAUGGAUAUUUGAAAUUAGAUUUCAUUUACCAAAUAUACCAAUUAUAUUAAUUGGAUGUAAAUAUGAUUUAAGAGAAGAUAUUAUUUUAAGUGGAAAUAAAAAAGAUUUUAUUUCAACUGAAGAAGGUGAAGAAUUAGCAAAACAAUUAGGAUGUAUUACAUAUUGGGAAUGUUGUGCUAAAAAUGGAUAUGGAAUGAAUUAUGGUAAAGAAAUUAUUGUCAAUGGUUGUUUAAUUUUAAAUUCUAAAAAAAUUAAAAAACAAUGUUUAAUACAAUAA